AUUUGGUGCCGCUAAAUAAUACCGCGAGUUCUGUACGUCAUCCAGCCAAAAACCAUUCAUGACGGAAGGAAUUUGCAAAUCGCAAGACUAUUUGCAAUUGAAAGAAGUUGAUGAGGAAAUAAGCAAAAAUGAGCGACGAUUGGCACAUGUCUCCAAGUUCAUUGGACAUAAAUUCCUAAAAGACGGAAUGAAGAUUGAAGUGGACGACACUGAAAUUGAUGAAGCAGAAUUCGAAAGAGGCCUUUUGGAAUACUUUGAAGCCAAUGAGGAAUUGGAGCAUAAAAAGAGAAGGCAAUACGAGACUAAAGAGCGACUGUUAAAUGAGUACAGAAAAGCGGAGGAAAAGCACCAGUUGGCUAGAGAAGAUCUGAGAAGGAUUUUAUUGGGAAUUUAUUUCUCUACGCGGCCAAAAACGGGAAGCAAGAAAAGUAGGAGAGCAUCCCUCUCUGAGCAGAGUGAAGAGCUGAAUAAAAUGUUUGAAGAGCAGAAAAUGAUGGAGGACAAGGUUUUAAAAUUAAGAUUGAAACUUUGUGUUAAUGCGCAAAAUGCUCAGCAAAAACAUGAAUUCAAAGAGUCAAUUUUUAAAAGAGAGUUGAAGAUGUUGGAGCAACAGAUGCGACACAACAGUCUAAGGAAAAAACUAUCAGCGGCGCAGAAUCUGUUAUCAAGAAAUAUUGCUUUGAAAGACGCCCUCGUGGAGGUACUAAUAAAUUGAAAAGCUUGGCCCAAAUUAAUCAACUCCAUGGACCAUGACCUAACAGGAGGGUGAAGAUGGCACCUCAAGAAAGAGUAAAUUUAAAAGUGAAAUUGCUAUGCUCAAGAGUGACGAUUGCAUGUCUGAACUGGCGCUUAAACAGAUGUACCAGAGGUACAAAGAACUACAGCUGCGGCAUGGAGCAAUAUGGACUAAGAUAAGUGAAGCUGAAGUCAAAAGCGACUUGGCAAUUCUAUCAAGCAUUAAAAAGCAACAUUCUGAGCUAUUGAACGAGCUUGAUGAAGAAAUUAGAACAGAAAGGGCUGACUGCGAAACGUUUGAUCAAUUGUUAAACAAG
Messenger RNA from Cloeon dipterum, 1052 nucleotides. RefSeq lists its product as uncharacterized. NCBI's taxonomy places the organism in Eukaryota, Metazoa, Arthropoda, Insecta, Ephemeroptera, Baetidae. Bases 59 to 715 code for a protein of 218 amino acids. The transcript is spliced from 4 exons. The record is from RefSeq and is a predicted model, not a curated record.